GGAGACUGAGACGGAGACGGAGACGGCUGCCCUAGUGGGAGAGGCGGCGGCGGCGGCAGCGGCCGCGGCGACGACGGUGAAGGAAAAUGCUUGGACAGAAGAGAUGAAUACUGUUUUCACUAAGGCCUAGAACUGCCUAUUGAACAACAGUCCUGAUUAGGCAGUACACGAAUGGCCCAAGGAAGCCACCAAAUUGAUUUUCAGGUUUUACAUGACCUGCGACAAAAAUUUCCUGAGGUACCUGAAGUUGUUGUGUCCAGGUGCAUGUUACAGAAUAAUAAUAACCUGGAUGCCUGCUGCGCUGUUCUUUCACAAGAGAGUACAAAGUAUCUUUAUGGUGAAGGAGAUUUGAAUUUUUCGGAUGAUUCUGGGAUUGCUGGUCUACGAAAUCACAUGACUUCUCUCAACCUGGACUUGCAGUCACAACAUGUAUAUCAUCAUGGAAGGGAAGGAAAUAGAAUGAAUGGAAGUAGGACUUUGACUCAUAGUAUCAGUGAUGGACACCUCCAAGGUGGUCAGUCCAACAGUGAAUUAUUUCAACAGGAGCCACAAACAGCACCAGCUCAAGUUCCACAGGGCUUUAAUGUUUUUGGAGUGCCCAACAUUUCUAGUGCUUCAAAUUCAACACCACACCUUGGAUUUCACUUAGGCAGCAAAGGAGUAUCUAACCUUUCUCAACAAACUCCCAGAUUCAAUCCCAUAAUGGUAACUUUAGCCCCAAAUAUUCAGACUGGUCGUAAUACUCCUACAUCUUUGCACAUACAUGGUGUACCUCCACCUGGACUUAACAGUUCACAGGGAAAUUCUAUCUAUAUUAGGCCUUACAUCACAACUCCUAGUGGUACAACUCGGCAGACACCUCAGCAUCCUGGAUGGGUGUCUCAGUUUAAUCCUAUGCACCCUCAACAAGUCUACCAGCCUUCACAACCUAGUCCCUGGACUACUUAUCCUGCAUCUAAUCCAGUGUCACAUACCUCAAACCAACAGACAAACCAGCAAGGCCAUCAGACCUCUCAUGUCUAUAUGCCUAUCAGUUCACCUACUACGCCUCAACCACCAACAAUUCAUUCAUCUGGUAGCUCACAGUCUUCUGCCCAUAGCCAAUUUAACAUUCAGAAUAUUUCAACAGGACCUCGCAAAAACCAAAUUGAAAUCAAACUUGAACCCCCACAAAGAAACAAUUCUUCAAAACUGCGUUCCUCUGGACCUCGAAACUCUAAUAAUCCCUCCUCUGUCAAUAGCCAUACAUUAACUCGAAGUCAACCCACUGUUUACAUAGCUGCCAGCCCCCCAAGUACAGAUGAGGUGAUAUCCCGCAGUCAGCCCAAGGUCUAUAUUUCUGCUAAUGCCACCACAGGAGAUGAACAGGUUAUACGGAAUCAGCCCACACUCUUCAUAUCAACGAAUUCUGGAGCAUCUGCUGCUUCCAGGAAUAUGUCUGGGCAAGUAAGCAUGGGCCCUACCUUUAUUCAUCAUCACCCACCCAAGAGUCGGGCAGUAGGCAACAACACCACUGCAACUUCUCCUCGAGUGGUAGUCACUCAACCUAAUACAAAAUAUACUUUUAAAAUAACAGUUUCUCCAAAUAAGCCCCCUGCCGUUUCACCAGGGGUGGUGUCCCCAACCUUUGAACUUACAAAUCUUCUAAACCACCCUGAUCAUUAUGUAGAAACAGAGGGUAUUCAGCACCUCACUGACCCUGUUUUAGCACAUGUGGAUAGGAUCAGUGAGGCCCGGAAACUGAGUAUGGGAUCUGAUGAUGCUGCCUACACACAAGCUUUACUGGUACAUCAGAAGGCCAGAAUGGACCGGCUUCAACGAGAACUUGAGAUUCAAAAGAAAAAGCUGGAUAAACUAAAAUCUGAGGUCAAUGAAAUGGAGAAUAAUUUAACUCGGAGGCGUCUAAAAAGAUCGAAUUCUAUAUCCCAAAUUCCUUCACUUGAAGAAAUGCAGCAAUUAAGAAGUUGUAAUAGACAGCUGCAGAUUGACAUUGACUGUCUAACCAAAGAAAUUGAUCUUUUUCAAGCCAGAGGACCACAUUUUAAUCCCAGCGCAAUUCAUAACUUUUAUGACAAUAUUGGAUUUGUAGGUCCCAUGCCACCAAAGCCCAAAGAUCAAAGGCCCACUGCCAAAACACCAAAAUCUCAAGACACAGAAGAAGAUGAGGGAGCUCAGUGGAAUUGUACUGCCUGUACCUUUUUGAAUCAUCCAGCCUUAAUCCGUUGUGAACAGUGUGAGAUGCCAAGGCAUUUCUGAGCCACAAGGCCCAAAAUCUUCUCUAGAAAACCAUAACAGAUUUUCAAGGAACUAUUUUGUCAUUGGGGAAUAAAUGUUUCAUUAUUACAUAGGAUUUUGCAAAAUUGAAGGUGUGACAAGAUGGUGUUUUGCUUAUGUUAAAUGGCAGCCCACAGAGAUAAUAAUACCUCAGUGUUGCAUUGCAGGCAGUUGAAAUUCAUCAGAUGAAAGGUAAUCUACUGAAAGACUUGGUAGCCGGCUGCCUAAACCAUGGACAGUAUUACCGAUAUCCCAUUAAGGAUAAUUCUUGGUGUUCAAUACGUGGGUGUUCCCAAAACAACGUUUUCCCCUUUGUCACUACUGAAUUUUGACAGGGGAAAGGAAUAGAAUGGUAGCUUUUUUGUUGUUUUUUUAAAGCUUUCAGUGAAACACUACAUAGGUGGUAAAAAUUUAAAAGGAACAAGAUUUAACUAUUUAAACUGUUUGCUGCCACUUAGUGCCAAUGGAUAGGGGAAGAACUUGACGAUUCUGUGGUACUUUUGGCCUUGUCUUUGUCUUCCCUGAAAACAUCUCUACUCUGUGAAGUUAGCAUCAGUCCAGUCAUGUCUAAAGAUGAGAAGGGAAACGGUGUGCAUUGUCUGUAGAGGACAAAUGGUGAAAUACCCUUGCUUUUCUUACUGUACAUAGCUCUGGAGCCUGCUCUAAGUGACUUCUUUUCUUUAUUAUUUUCUCGUAUUUCUCUAUGUAUAGUGUAAUAGUCUUUUGUUAACUUUCUUUUUUUUCCCCUUUAGUGAUUAAGCACGAUCAUGUCCUUUUUUAAAAGCUUUUAUCUGAGAGAAGCAAUGCCUAAAAAUAAAAAAGAGCAUUAAUGAAAUGAAACUAUGCACAAAAUAACUUUACUCAUUCUGUGCCUUGCCCUUGCAAAUGCUGUACUGUGAAGACCUGCAGAUUCAGCAUGGUUAAAAAUGCAGGAAAUAUGGGAAGAUUUAUGCAUUUAGUUCACUCUGAAUAAUGAAUUUUAUGGUGGGUGACUCAACAGUGUUCUGUCCUUCACAAGGCAACUUAAAACAACAGAUUAUCUUCAACCUACCAAGAGAACAACGAGAAUAAGCUUGCUUCAUCCGCCUGGGGUGUUGCAGAACUUUCAAGAGAUAUUUAUUGAGGAAGUGAAGUACACACAAUAUCAAAACCAGCAACUGAAUCACAUAAACUCCCCUCUUCCCUUCCCCACCUCCUUUUUUGAGAGAACUUUAAAUACUUUACCAUUUGGGCAAUCAGUUUCUAAACCUGACUUGGUGGCAGUGUCACAUAUUUAUAAAAUGAGGCUAGCCAUAUUUAGGAAAAACAGAAGAAAAGCUGGAAAAGGAAAAGCCAACAAGCAGACUUGAACACUGAAGCAAACCUCAAGCAUCUCUUUAUUUUGAUUAUUUUUUUUAAUAAGGAAAACUACUCAGAUGAUCAGGAAUGUAUGUAAUUGAAUGAAAUCAAGCAAAAGGAAUGACAGUAUGCAUUUAUAAAGGACAACAUGAAAGGAUUUCUGUAGCAGCACUUAGGAUGAGGCUAAAGGAAGUACAAAAAUGUAGCAAAAGGCAAGAGACAAAGUAGACUGUCAUCCACAGUAAACAUUUGCAAGUGGACAUUUUAAAAUGGAACAGGAUAAUUACAAGCAGUCUAAGUGAAUGCAAAAGCCUUGGCUUUGAGGGUUUUGCAUUUUGUAAAUGGGAAGAAAUAUGACAAUCCCAAGUAAUUAGGCAGAAGAACCAAAGCACUUGCAUUUGAUGCAUUUUGUUUCUAAAAUGGGGCCUUGUUUUUUCAGCUUCAUCUGCAGUUCUAUGUGAAGAUUGAUAAAUCAGUUUUUACCUGUUUUAUUAAUAAAACCUAAUUUGGAUAUCUUGAGUUGAUGGUUGUGAUUUAGAUGGGCAAACUGUCUUUGUAACAGAUAAGUUAUUUAUAAAAAUUAAAAAAAGUUAUAUUCUAAUGUUGAAUUUUGUGACUUGUUUUUAACCUUGUAGAACAGUGGGUAAGUGUACUCCAAUGGAACAUUAAAUAACCAUUUGAACCAGGAAAAGAAGUUAAAAUGCACAAAUUACAUAUUAUGGUUUUAGACUGGUUCUCUUAGAUUGUUUCUCAUAAGACCAUUGCCCAGUUUUCUCCACAAUAGGUUUAAAAAAAAAAAAAGGCUGUAAAAUUAUCUGUUGUUUAUCUUUCAAAUGAGCCAGGACAGUAAACAGUAAGUCCUUUUUUAAUGGUUUAUGGUGGGAGUCUUAAUUUAUACAACUUUUCCUUGUAUUUGUCCCCCAUUUUAGAGACUCACCCCUGUGAUGAAAGUAAGUGAAAAAAACAGUGUGGUAUAGUAGAAGGAGCAAUUAGGUGUGGCAGCCGAAGGAGGCUUAGACUCACAGCCUGACUUAGACAGUUGUUUCUGUCUUUUUGUGACCCUAGGAAAAUUACUUUGCCCCUCUGGGUCUUUGUUUUCUUAGAAAGGAGGGAUUAGGAUAAGCCACUAAUAAAAUCUUAAAAUCCACUUAGUGGUUUCAGAUAACUUUCAAAUUUAGACUUUGACCUUGAGAACAGAAACAAAAUAAGCAUUUCUCUUAAGAUGGUGAUAAAAGUAAGGCAUGAUAUUAAAAGGGACUAGAAAAAACACGGGUAAAUCUGUCUUGAAAUGCAAUACAAAGGAAAGAAACACGUCCUGCCCUGAGAGAAGGUGAUGCCAGCACAUGUUACAGUCUUUAGAGUACUUGCAAAUUAUUGAAGUGGAAUGUAAUAGUCUAAACCUGAGAUGGAAAGAUUGGAGCCUUUUUGUUUCUGAUCACUAAUUAUUCCUUGGUUUUGGUGUUCUUUGCAUUUAAAAAUGUAUUUCUAGGCAGUUGGUGUAAACUGUUUAAACUCAGGGAAAUAUGUCUGUGAGAUUUGUCAGUUUUGCUCUUAUUUACCAACAGCUAGCACGUAUUACUAAGUUGCAUUUCAUGUUUCUGUGUCAAUAUCUAUGGUGUUUUUUUUUUCCCAAUUUUGAGAGAAUUGAUUAUACAUUUCCUUGGAAAUUCCAAUUGCUUUUAUUACAUGAAUGACCAAUCUGAGCUAUAUCCUACUCUUGGUUAUUUUAAUAUUGGAAAGUAGGAAUUGAGCAGUUUCACAAAACACAUCGACCAAAAAGGAACUUGUUUUAACCUGCUUUUUUUUUUAAAAGAACAAUGCUGCACUAAAAAAAGUGGGAAAAUUGACAGUGAAUUCGUCCCUUUUUCCCAUCCCUGUUAGCAACAGAAAUACUAACAGCUAAAAAGUAAACUAGAGAACCUAUUCAUACCUCAAUUAAAUUGGAUUUUGCUAUUUGUCUCAAUUGUAUUAAACCAGUAAUUUAAGAGUUAAACAGUUAAACAGUUGAUUGAUAUGUUAAUUCAUUUUUCAUGAUCUCAUAUUUCUACUACUCUAGAAUAACAAUUCUUCUAAAUCAUCUCUUUAUAUAUCAAAUGGAAUCAGAAAAUUUUUAAUUUAAAGAUAUAAAAUUACAUUAUUAAUAUCCAUUUUACUUGAAGAUUAAAUGGCUCAAGACUACCUAUUAAGUCAAGUUACUUAUACAUGGGUAAAUGUAAUUGGGCUACCUGGAGAAAAUGAAAUACCUCUUCUGAGGGACUACAAUUUAACAGCUUUGUAUUUGUUAAAUUGUGGUUUUUUUUUAUCUGUGUAAUAUCUUUAGGAAUCUGACAUUAAAGGACAAUUUUAAAUGGUUACAAUUAUAUUCAAUGUCAAAUAAUAUUUCAUUUUAGUAUAAGCUUUCUGGCUUAUAAUCAGAGUAAUAGUUACAUAGAAGGAAUGAAUUGCUAUUACAUAGAAGGAAUGUAACUAUUUAGACAAAUCAUAAGACUAGUAACAAUUCCCUUAAAACUGCUAUUUUUUAUAGAUAUAAAUGUACGUAAAUAAACAUUAAAGGCAGCUUAGUCUACAUACUACUGGACUCUGAGAGCCAGAAAAAUUGUAACUUUAUUUAUACUGUGUAACCAUAGAAAAGUUACUUUGUCUUUUUUUUGUAGACUUCAAAUUCUUGUCUUUUAAAGUAGAAAUAAACAUCCUAGUAUUCUACCCAGCUCACAGAGAGGUUGUAGAGAUGAAUGGGAUUUCUAAAGUUCUCAGAAGAAAAAGAAAAGUACUAUUUUCAAACAGUGAAUUCAUGAAUUUUGUGUGGGGCUUUGCCAUUUGGUGAACUUUAAAAAAAAAAACCUUAAAAUUCUUAAUUAACGGUACUAAUUACAAAGGUAAGUUUUAUGCCAUUUAUCUCUGAAGUUAAUCUAUGGGGCAUCUCUUUAGUAGGAUCAGGUUUGCAGUUUCUGUAAUUUAGUCCUUUUCCCCCAUUUAAUUCCAAGGUUAGUUGCUAAUGGAAAAGAUUAUAAAGUUAUUGAAGGUUAACAAAGGAUGAAAGUGUUUUUAUGUUUUUGUUAAAUGUCCAGCUAUCUUAAGGAAAAAAAUGUAUUUUAUGGUGAAGCAUAACAGGCAAAUUACACCUUCUCCAGGAAAAUAAAUACUUUCUUCAAAGGAA
Molecule: messenger RNA, 6769 nt
Organism: Sarcophilus harrisii (Tasmanian devil)
Lineage: Eukaryota; Metazoa; Chordata; Mammalia; Dasyuromorphia; Dasyuridae
Gene: TAB2
Product: TGF-beta activated kinase 1 (MAP3K7) binding protein 2
Exons: 7
Coding region: 172-2256 (694 amino acids)
Biological process (GO): positive regulation of protein kinase activity
Molecular function (GO): K63-linked polyubiquitin modification-dependent protein binding; ubiquitin binding
Source: RefSeq, a predicted model, not a curated record